Messenger RNA from Paraphaeosphaeria sporulosa, 1212 nucleotides. RefSeq lists its product as uncharacterized. Gene Ontology annotation, molecular function: lipid binding. NCBI's taxonomy places the organism in Eukaryota, Fungi, Ascomycota, Dothideomycetes, Pleosporales, Didymosphaeriaceae. Gene Ontology annotation, cellular component: eisosome filament; plasma membrane. Gene Ontology annotation, biological process: eisosome assembly; endocytosis; negative regulation of protein kinase activity. Bases 180 to 1118 code for a protein of 312 amino acids. The record is from RefSeq and is a predicted model, not a curated record. The transcript has 5 exons.
CCCCCCGAACCUCAAACAAGUUCCUCCUCCGCUCCACUUCCCAAAAGCUGCGCGCCAACUGUUUCAAACUUUCCGGGGAGUAAUCGACGCAAACCAAACGACCACUCAUCUGCAAUCUGCGCAGCCGCCCGUGAGACCAUCGCGAUAUAACAACCAGGCCUGCCUCAGGUACAAUCAGAAUGAAUCGAUCCUUAUCUAUCCGCUCCAAGAAGGAUGCGUCCAGCAGUGGGGAGAAGGCGACACCGAAGCAUCGGUUUACUAUGGCAUCGCUCCGCGGCAUACAACAACCAGACUUGUCGAAGAAACUGUACAAGCUCAUAAAGACGGAGAACCAUGCUAUUGGCGCCUAUGAGUCGGCCGGACGCGAGCGCGUCGCCAUAGCCCAACAGCUCUCAGAGUGGGGCGAAGCUACCAACGACGAUGGCAUUUCCGAGGUCUCGGACAAGCUGGGAGUCUUGAUGGCAGAGAUCGCAGAGCAAGAAGACUCGUACGCCCAGUCGCUGGAAGAGUACAGGGGUGUCCUGAAGCAGAUCCGGAAUACGGAAAGCUCGGUUCAGCCCAGCCGCGACCACAAGGCGAAGGUGUCGGAUGAGAUCGCUAAGCUCAAGUACAAAGAGCCGCAGAGCACUAAGAUUGUCCAGCUUGAGCAGGAGCUCGUCCGCGCCGAGGCCCAGAGCUUGGUAGCGGAGGCACAAUUGACGAACAUUACUCGUCAAAAGUUCAAGGAAGCUUACGACAUCCACUUUGCAGCCACGAUCGAGCGCGCCGAGAAACAGAUCAUCUUAGCCAAGCAGGCUCGCCGCAUUCUCAACCUCCUUGACGACACGCCGAUCGUUCCAGGCGAUACCCACCCGGAGUUUGCGAACGGCGAGCAUGCUCGUCAGAUCCUCAAUGACGCCGAAGAUGAGCUUCGUAACUGGCAGCCAAACCUCGAGCCAAUCCACUCCACUGCUGGAACCCUAGGAGUCGGCGCCAUGCCUGGUGCUGAGCCAGCCUACGGAAGCGAAACUGGGCAAGAGGUCGAGCACCCGGCAUACAGGGAAAGAACAGCUCGCAGCAGGAGUCACAGCGGUGAAGGACACUCGAAUUUUCGUGUAGGACUAAUGGUCGGCUCCUAGAGCCAAAAAUGGAUGCCUUGAGGAAGCUUCAACAAGGACUUUGUUUCUGCGUGAUUGUCCUUAAAGCGCGUGACGGAGGCUGCCUGGACGUAUG